Camarhynchus parvulus is the source of this 1152-nucleotide messenger RNA. It is a transcript of the gene GPKOW, whose product is annotated as G-patch domain and KOW motifs. The record is from RefSeq and is a predicted model, not a curated record. NCBI's taxonomy places the organism in Eukaryota, Metazoa, Chordata, Aves, Passeriformes, Thraupidae. Gene Ontology annotation, molecular function: nucleic acid binding. Gene Ontology annotation, biological process: mRNA splicing, via spliceosome. Gene Ontology annotation, cellular component: spliceosomal complex. Bases 106 to 1152 code for a protein of 348 amino acids. The transcript is spliced from 8 exons.
CCCCUCCCGCCCGCCGCCGUACCGGAACGCGCCGGGGAAGGAGCGGGGAGCAGCCGCGGGAGGAAAGAGGAACGGACGCGGCGGCAACGGGCCCCGCGGCUGAAGAUGGCGGCGGGCGAUGGCGCGGCCGAGGGCGCCGCGGGGCCGGGGCCGGGCCCGGGGCCGGGGCCGGUGUCCUUCGCCUUCAGCCGCAGGGCCGAGCGGCGGCGGCCCCUGCCCGCGGGACCGUGCGCGGAGCCCGGCGCCGGCGGUGACGCCGAGAGCGACACCGACUUCCUGACGGCCGUGGAGGACCGGGAGCUGCUCAGCACGCGGCCGGCCCCGCCCCCCAAGAAGGAGCUGGUGAUCCCCCUGAUCCCGUCCCACCGCUGGAGGAACCCGGAGCCCCCCCGUGCCGGCACAGGCCCCGCCCCCGGCACAGGCCCCGCCCCCAGCACAGACCCCGCCUCCAGCGCGGACCCCGCCCCCCAAACAGACCCCGCCCCCAGCACAGGCCCCGCCCCCAGCGCGGCCAUCCCCUCGGUGGAGGCUCAGGCGGUGCAGGAGCUGCUCCAGGAGGCCCGGCAGAGCCAGGAGCGGCCCAAUGGAGACCCCGGACCCCCCAUGGCCAUCCCCCUGCAGCCCCCGGAGCGGGACCGGGACCGGGACCGGGACAGGGACAGGGACAGGGACAGGGACACGGUCGGCACCGGGGCACAGCCGACCCCCCAGGACUACGAGGCCGUGCCCGUGGGGCAGUUCGGGCUGGCCAUGCUGCGGGGCAUGGGCUGGACACAGGGCCAGGGCAUCGGCCGCACCUUCCCCAGGGUUGUGCCCCCCCUGGAGCAGCGGCCCCGCCCGCGGGGGUUGGGGCUGGGGGCCGAGGCCGCCCCCCCCGGGACCCCCAAAGCCGGGGAGCCCCCCCAGGGCCCGGCCGUGGGAGACAGCGUGGCCAUCGAGGCGGGGCCCCACCGCGGCCUGCGCGGCAAGGUGGAGGCGCUGGAUCCCGAGACCGGGCGGGCGCUGGUGCGGCUGCAGCUGGGGGGGCAGGUGGUGGCAGUGAGCCAGCACGGGCUGGGGCCGGCGGGGACCGGUGCCUCGGGCCGCCCCCCCCGGCAGGAGGAGGGGGGACAGGGACCCCCGCGGGGAAAGAGGAAGAGCCCCCGAGAGUGA